Copidosoma floridanum is the source of this 1107-nucleotide messenger RNA. RefSeq names its product trypsin-like. NCBI's taxonomy places the organism in Eukaryota, Metazoa, Arthropoda, Insecta, Hymenoptera, Encyrtidae. Gene Ontology annotation, molecular function: serine-type endopeptidase activity. Gene Ontology annotation, biological process: proteolysis. The record is from RefSeq and is a predicted model, not a curated record.
UUUUUUUUUUUUAUGAAAAAAUUUUUUUUUUUAUUAUAUCUUGUUGCAUAAAAGAAAUGGGCUCAAAUUAUUAAAUCUUGUGUGAAUAAAAAACUGUGCCAAAGUAAAAGAUCUAAAAAAAAAAAUUAAAAAUAAAUCAUGGGGAGCCAUAUGUUAUUGUAUCUAAGCUUAUUUUGUAUCAUCAGUCUAGUCACAGCUGAAAAUAUCCGUACUCGGUCACCGAAUAGGGGAUUGUUAGAGUAUAGCAGCCGCAUAGUUAACGGUACGAGAGCGACCUUGGGACGGUUUCCACAUCAGGUCUCCUUGCGAAGGGCCGUCACGCAGAAUCACUUUUGCAGCGGCACUAUUUUGACGUCCAAAUGGGUACUCUCGGCCGGGCACUGCAUGUUGGAUUUGAACAACAAUACCCUUGAGGCAUCCUCGAUGCUGAUAGUCGCCGGAGAGAUCGUUUUGAAAAACACAAACAGAGCCCACGCCUGGAGCAAAGUAACAAAGUUGAUCGUCCAUCCGCAAUUUCAGAAACGCACUUUGGAAAAUGACAUUGCUCUUCUAAAGUUGGAAACUCCACUCGAUUUCGACGAUCGCGUUCAGCCGGCUUAUAUAAUUCAACGACGCGUUAACGCCGACACAAUGUGUCAAGUUGGCGGAUGGGGAUCCACAAUAGUCGAGCCGUUGAGUAGUUAUUUCAUGUACAUCGAUCUACCCGUGAUGUCGGAUCGGUUGUGCCAAGAGCUCUGGGGAAACUAUACUUUAGCCAAGGGUACAUUCUGCGCUGGAUAUUUAGAGGGUUUCAGGGAUUCCUGCACGGGAGACUCCGGUGCUGGAUUGAUGUGUGAUGGGUUUUUGACGGGCCUCGUGUCCGGAGGCGGCAGAAAGUGCGCAGAGCCAAGGGUACCAGGGCUGUACACCGACGUUUAUUUUUUCGUACCUUGGAUCGAACGAUACGUGAAUUUGGAAGAGAAUGUUUCAAAAUUACCGUGAUAUUCAAAUAGAGAGAUUGUACAAUAUUUUCUGGUCGUUAUUUCGUUAGACUAUAGUUGUAUCAUGACUCUGAGUCGAUGUUUUUGGUGGUUUUGUUGCUUCUUCCAUACGAUGCAUUACAUCCAG